UGACAGCCAGUUACAUGUUUUCAUAUUAGUCAGUUGUCAGCUGCUCUCGUGAUGUGAAUUUAAUUCCGAGAAAAUUUUGAUUUUGUGUCGUAAAUUUACAUUAUUUCGACAAGUUCCGAGGAUGAACGUCGAAGACCUGUACUGGUUUUCAUUCACGUUGGUUACUAUCGUGAGCUACUUUACCUUCAAGUUGCUGACUCGUUACCGAGAUUUUUUCACUGUUCGGGGUGUUGCCUUCGAGAAGCCGCACUUCAUCUACGGCAACCUAAAUGAUGUUUUGAGUGGAAAGAUUUCCUCGUUGGAAUUGAUUCAGCAAUUUUAUCGAAAGUUUGAAAAUGCACGCAUAUUCGGCUUCUACAAUUAUCUCAGUCCGGCGUUCUACAUUCGCGAUCCCGAGCUGAUCGAAAAACUCUGGGUGCAGGAGGGAGCGCACUUUGCAAACCAUGGCUAUUUUUUAGACGAAAGUAAAGAUACCAUUCUCGGUAAUCAGCUACAUUUACUAAAGGAUAAAAAAUGGAGCCAAAUGCGAUGCACUUUGGGGGCCGUAUUGUCCACCCAAACUGUGACCUCAAUGACGUCUCUGAUUCGUACAAAUUCGAUCGAUUUGGUUGAUUAUCUGAAAAGUUCCAGCAAUACUGAAAUGGAGUUCAAAGAAGUGGCUCUAAAGCACACAUUCAACGUGGUAGCCAGUUGUGCCUUUGGGGUCAAGUUGAACACAUUUACGGAUGAGAACGACAAACUCUGUCAUGUGGGUUAUUCCGUCAUGUACGGAAACAAUCCCGUUCAGACGUUCAAAACAAUGUUGUUUUAUUUGUUUCCUAAAGUAAUGAGUAAAAUGAACGUUCAACUGAUGGAGGCCAGCCACUCGAAAUAUUUCUUGAGCCUUCUAAAAUCAGCGACUAAGAAUCAUCACCAAAAAAACACGAACCGGUCAAGUGUAAUCCAGUUACUGAACCAAGCGACCCAAGGGGAACUGAGAGUGGACGAAGGAGAACGAGCUUACCUACAGAUAAAAGAUGUCGCCACCAGGACAUGGAGCGAUGAAGAACUGGUCGCCCAAUGUGUGGCUUUCUUUGGUAGCAGCUUCGAGAGCAUGGUCAAUUUAAUCUCAUUUGCGUGCUAUGAAUUGGCUGCCAAUCCAAACAUUCAACAAAAGCUGCUGGAAGAAAUUCGGUCCUCUUUGAAGGACGGUCCCCUUACCUACGAAACUGUUAACGAGAUUACAUAUCUGGACAUGGUUGUAUGCGAAACGCUAAGAAAGUGGCCGGCCUCACCCUCGUGCGACAGAGAAUGCUCCCAAGAUUAUCUGCUAGCUCAGGAUGAUCUAAGGCUUCAGUUCCGGAAAGGUGAUUCAUUGUGGGUUUCGGUUUGGGCCAUGCAUCGUGAUGAACGCUAUUUUCCUGACCCCGAGCGGUACGAUCCUGAGCGGUUUGGUGAGACGAGGAAAGGUGAAAUACGUGCCAAUACUUACCUACCAUUCGGGAUAGGACAGAGAAACUGCAUUGGCCGACGAUUAGCUUUACUCGUAGUUAAGAUUACAUUAGUUGACCUAAUUCAAAACUUCCAGUUGAACUUAGGAAGCAAGUUGAAAGAACCGCUUCGUCUGGCAAAAGCUUCAUUCGCUUUGGAACCGGAUGGAGGAUUUUGGCUUCAAUUGACCCAUCGAUAGAAGCUUGUAUUUCGUUUAUGGCAACCGUUUAUGUUAAUUCUUCGAAAAUUAGUACUUUAAAUAGAGUUAAACAUUAAAUUUUUUUAUUUACAUUUAAUUUUCCACCUUUCGAAAUAGAGACAACAACCAGUGCAACCUGCUGACUGAUUUUUGUUUUCGGUAUCGCUUACCGUAUUAAAUGUGUAUAUUCUCUUAUAAACCAAAGUUCUAAGCAGCCAUGCUUUAUGCAGUA
Molecule: messenger RNA, 1901 nt
Organism: Malaya genurostris
Lineage: Eukaryota; Metazoa; Arthropoda; Insecta; Diptera; Culicidae
Product: cytochrome P450 9b2-like
Exons: 3
Coding region: 122-1669 (515 amino acids)
Molecular function (GO): oxidoreductase activity, acting on paired donors, with incorporation or reduction of molecular oxygen; monooxygenase activity; iron ion binding
Source: RefSeq, a predicted model, not a curated record